AUGGAGGUGGGGACGUGGGCGGUGGUGGCGGCGGCGGUGGCGGUGACCGCGUACACGGCGUGGUUUUGGCGGCUGUCGCGGGUCCUCAGCGGGCCGCGGGUGUGGCCGGUGCUCGGCAGCCUGCCGGGGCUGGUGCAGCACGCCGAGGACAUGCACGAGUGGAUCGCGGCCAACCUGCGCAGCGCGGGCGGCACAUACCAGACGUGCAUCUUCGCGGUGCCUGGGGUGGCCCGCCGCGGUGGGCUGGUCACCGUCACGUCUGACCCGCGCAACCUGGAGCACGUCCUCAAGACCCGCUUCGACAACUACCCCAAGGGCCCCUUCUGGCACGCCGUCUUCCGGGAUCUGCUCGGCGACGGCAUCUUCCACUCCGACGGCGAGACGUGGGUCACGCAGCGCAAGACGGCCGCGCUCGAGUUCACCACGCGCACUCUCCGGACGGCCAUAUCCCGGUGGGUGUCCCGCUCCAUCCACCUCAGGCUGCUGCCCAUCCUGGAUGAGGCGGCUGCGGGCAAGGCGCACGUCGACCUCCAAGACCUCCUCCUCCGCCUCACCUUCGACAACAUCUGCGGCCUGGCGUUCGGCAAGGACCCCGAAACGCUCGCGCCGGGCCUGCCGGAGAACGCGUUCGCCUCCGCGUUCGACCGCGCCACGGAGGCGACGCUGAACCGGUUCGUCUUCCCCGAGUGCCUGUGGCGGUGCAAGAAGUGGCUGGGCCUCGGCAUGGAGACCACGCUUGCCCGCAGCGUCGCGCACGUCGACCAGUACCUCGCCGCCGUCAUCAAGGCUCGCAAGCUCGAGCUCGCGGGCAACGGCAAGUGCGACACGGUGGCCACCCACGAUGACCUGCUCUCCCGGUUCAUGCGCAAGGGCUCCUACUCGGACGAGUCGCUCCAGCACGUGGCGCUCAACUUCAUCCUCGCCGGCCGCGACACCUCCUCCGUGGUGCUUUCCUGGUUCUUCUGGCUCGUGUCCACCCACCCCGCCGUGGAGGACAAGAUCGUGCGCGAGCUCAGUGCCGUGCUCGCCGUGUCCCGCUGCGCCCACGGCCCGGCAUUAUGGCUGGCGGCGCCCUUCACAUUCGAGGAGCUCGACCGCCUGGUCUACCUCAAGGCGGCGCUCUCGGAGACCCUGCGCCUGUACCCCUCCGUCCCCGAGGACUCCAAGCACGUCGUCGCGGACGACUACCUCCCGGACGGCACGUUCGUCCCGGCCGGGUCGCCGGUGACGUACUCCAUAUAUUCGGCGGGGCGCAUGAAGACGGUGUGGGGGGAUGACUACCUCGAGUUCCGGCCGGAGCGGUGGCUGUCCGCCGACGGCACGAAGUUCGAGCCGCACGACUCGUACAGGUUCGUGGCGUUCAACGCCGGACCGAGGAUCUGCCUGGGCAAGGACCUGGCCUACCUGCAGAUGAAGAACAUCGCCGGCAGCGUGCUCCUCCGUCACCGCCUGGCCGUCGAGCCGGGCCACCGCGUCGAGCAGAAGAUGUCGCUCACGCUCUUCAUGAAACACGGGCUCCGGAUGAAGGUGCACCUACGCGACCUGGCGCCGGUCAUCGACGAGCUCCGCGGCGCGGACGCAGCAGCAAGGCCCGCCACGGUGCCUUGCGCGUAG
Messenger RNA from Phragmites australis (common reed), 1614 nucleotides. RefSeq names its product cytochrome P450 86A2-like. Lineage: Eukaryota; Viridiplantae; Streptophyta; Magnoliopsida; Poales; Poaceae. The record is from RefSeq and is a predicted model, not a curated record. The transcript has a single exon. Bases 1 to 1614 code for a protein of 537 amino acids. Gene Ontology annotation, molecular function: heme binding; oxidoreductase activity, acting on paired donors, with incorporation or reduction of molecular oxygen; monooxygenase activity.